AUGUUAUCAAAAUUGCGUUUUAGACACUUAUCUUCCUUCACUCAAAUUGUCAAUUUUAACAAAGAUUCCACGCACUUUCAUGAUCUGUACCCUAGUGACAUUUUAAAUAUCGCAAAAUGCCGUGACAAUACUGUUUAUGACAAUAUCAAAUUUCUGGGAUUGAUAUCCACUUGUGUAAUUGCUAAUGUAGAAAAAUGGAACAUGGCAGAUCUAUCAGACCUAACAACUACACUAUUACGGCAGUACUUCAUUUCUAAUAAUAAAUUGCAUCAAAACAAUCCCCUUUACAGCCUUUACAAUCUAAUCCACUCACAGUUGCGGGACAAGAUUGAUGAUAUAUCCCUUUCGGAUUCGGCAAAAAUGGCAGAGACCCUGAAAUUGUUCAACAAAUUGCCCAUUGAAACUUCAAGAUUAUUAACAAAAAAGCUUCACAAGACACUAGUUACGGAUUGUACAUCUCUUAACACUUAUGUGCUAGGAAAUCUAUUAUGGGCAAUGGACAGUCACGUGACAACCGUUUUUUUACGCGUUUUAGUAAACAAAUUAGCAAAUGUACGCCAUUUGGCUCCAAGAUUCCCCGAAACAUGGGUUGUAUACAUGAGAUUUAUCGCCAAGCACCGCUAUCAUUCAAAACAUUUCUUAUUGGGCAUGGCCAAAAAGGCAGUUUCCACUUUAAAAAAUGGCAAAAAUCCAAAUUACAAAUACAAUGAAAUGAUUCCCACAGUUGCCUGGGCUUUUGCCAUCAUUUUCCCCCUUAGGGCAGCCAAUCAGCUUGGAUUUAAGGCCAAAGAAAUCACUAUCAUCAAAAACUUAUACACCACAUUGAUCAAUACCUACCUUGAUGACGACAUAAAGAGUUAUGUAUCGAAUGGUGGAAUUGUUAGACUUGCCUGGAGUUUAUCUGUCCAGGAUUUACUGGGGAAAUAUCCAGAAUUUAUAGCCUCAUUACAGCCAAAUCUAUCAAAUCAAAUAAGCGACACUAGACACGCUACCAUGCUGUACUACUCACUAAGAUAUCUUGAAAUACAAUAUCCACAUCUAAUAAAUACGUUACAACCAAUUUAUGAACAAUGCACCACUUUACUAAAAAACACUCCUAGAAUGAAAUCAAUUCAGCCCUCAAAAAGCCAGCGGCUAGUCUCAGAUGCCCUAAACAGUUGGCGUAUCCCUCACAAAUUCGAGUACACCACACCUAAACUUGUUAGCAUAGACAUAUCAAUAGAAUCCACUUUAUAUGGCGAAAAAAUUGCUAUCGAAGUCGAUGGACCUUGGCAUUUCCUCACCUUCCACAACACACAGGAACGAGUAAGGACGGGGCCUUCGUUUUUCAAGCAUUGGCUUUUGGAGUCUGAGGGGUGGAACGUUAUUUCCCUCCAGCCGUCAAAUCGCAAUUUACAAGAUUUACAAAAUGAUUUACAAGAGUUUGGGGAAGAAUCUUGCCAGAAUUCACGCAGGAUGCAGAGAGAGGAGUACAAAAAGGCGUUAUUGGGCUCUGGUAGCAAGUACUUGUCACUAUUACUUUGA
This is a messenger RNA of Babesia microti strain RI, 1524 nucleotides long. RefSeq names its product RAP protein, putative. The transcript has 2 exons. The coding region runs from base 1 to 1524 and encodes 507 amino acids. Lineage: Eukaryota; Apicomplexa; Aconoidasida; Piroplasmida; Babesiidae. The record is from RefSeq and is a predicted model, not a curated record.